UGCCGCAGUGUGUGUACAGAGUACGGGACAUGUCAGGCUGGCAACAACAUGGCGAAGGAACUGCUAGAAGAGAUCACGGAACGCUUCCUGGUGUGCAGCGUGUGUCUUGAGGAAUACGACGAGCCGAAGACGCUCCCCUGCUCUCACUGCUUCUGCCGGAAGUGUCUUGAGAACGUCUUAGAUUCUGCCAAGGAGGGACGGAAGCGUACGAGACUGUGCUGUCCUUCGUGCCGCCAGGAGGCAAGGCUGUAUGGGAGGGGCGUGCAGGAAUUGGAGGACAGUCAGUUUUUGAGAAAACUUCAGAAAGUGGUGUCGAGUCGGACUGCUAUGCUUGGAGACGCUGCGAGGGCGUGUUGUGGGCUGUGUCAGUGUAAGGAGGCGGCGGCUACCGCGUUCUGUAAGGGCUGCGAGCACUAUCUCUGCGAGGAUUGCUCCCACACGCACAGGGUCAUAUCCGACGCCGCCAGCGAACAUGAGCUGCUGCAGGUGUCGGGGCAGGAGUGCCCGCCGGCCGAAGGAACCUCCACGCCGACCCGGUCAACCGAAGAACAACGGCAAAUCCACUUGUUCCUGUGUGCACCGUGCGAGUUACUGGUAUGCCUGCACUGCGUGGUGACGUCCCACAGGGGGCACGCCUAUGUCGAGCUUCGCGAGGCGAUUCAGCGGGAGAGAGAAAAAGCUGGCGUCUGGGGUCCACACCACCAGUAG
Molecule: messenger RNA, 708 nt
Organism: Branchiostoma belcheri (Belcher's lancelet)
Lineage: Eukaryota; Metazoa; Chordata; Leptocardii; Amphioxiformes; Branchiostomatidae
Product: E3 ubiquitin-protein ligase TRIM56-like
Exons: 2
Coding region: 49-708 (219 amino acids)
Biological process (GO): positive regulation of DNA-templated transcription
Cellular component (GO): chromatin; nucleoplasm
Molecular function (GO): zinc ion binding; ubiquitin-protein transferase activity
Source: RefSeq, a predicted model, not a curated record